Messenger RNA from Neohortaea acidophila, 3573 nucleotides. RefSeq names its product large subunit of alpha-aminoadipate reductase. The record is from RefSeq and is a predicted model, not a curated record. Gene Ontology annotation, molecular function: L-aminoadipate-semialdehyde dehydrogenase [NAD(P)+] activity. The transcript has a single exon. Gene Ontology annotation, biological process: L-lysine biosynthetic process. Lineage: Eukaryota; Fungi; Ascomycota; Dothideomycetes; Mycosphaerellales; Teratosphaeriaceae. The coding region runs from base 1 to 3573 and encodes 1190 amino acids.
AUGGCACUAGCCUCGCACGAUGUGCGUCCGGAUCCGACCUCCGAUCUUCACUGGUCGGACUACCGGGGAGCCAUCCAUGAGAUCUUCGCCGCCAAUGCUGCCAAACACCCCGACCGCACAUGCGUGGUGGAAACCGCAUCAUCAGACACACCUCGGCGGGAGUUCAACUACCAGCAAAUCGACCAAGCAUCCAACAUUGUUGCACAUCACCUUGUCGACCAGGGUGUCCAGCGCGGGGAAGUCGUCAUGGUCUAUGCCCACCGUGGUGUUGACUUGGUCGUGGCGGUUAUGGGGGUCCUGAAAGCCGGCGCAACAUUCAGCGUCAUUGAUCCCGCGUACCCGCCAGAUCGCCAGAUCAUCUACUUGGAUGUCGCUCGACCCAGAGCGCUCGUGGUCAUAGACAAGGCAACACGCGAUGCGGGUCCAUUAGACCGCAGCGUGCGAGACUGGAUCAAGGAGAACCUGGAUCUUCGCACCGAAGUACCUGCAUUGAAACUCCAAAAUGACGGCACAGUACUUGGAGGCUCUUCUUCCGGCCAAGAAGAUUGUCUUGCUCAUUCUGUGUCCAAGAAAGCCACGCUACCGGGGGUCGUUGUCGGCCCUGACAGCACACCAACCUUGUCUUUCACCUCCGGCUCUGAAGGCAAGCCAAAGGGUGUGAAGGGAAGACACUUCUCACUCGCAUACUAUUUCCCCUGGAUGAAAGAAAGGUUCGGCCUGUCGGAGAAUGACCGGUUUUCCAUGCUGAGUGGCAUUGCGCAUGAUCCUAUCCAGCGGGACAUCUUCACCCCACUCUUCUUGGGCGCUUCGCUCAUCGUCCCACCCGCUGAGUACAUCACUUUCGACCGCUUGGCGACAUGGGCGAGCACGAACGAGAUCACCGUCACACAUCUCACCCCGGCCAUGGGUCAGAUUCUCCUGGGUAGCACCGAACCCAAAGUUACCAGCCUCCACGGAGCAUUCUUCGUUGGCGACGUGCUACUCAAACGAGACUGCAGACGAUUGCAACAGCUCGCCCCUAACUGCAGAAUCAAAAAUAUGUAUGGCACAACAGAAACCCAGCGUGCUGUGUCCUACUACGAGCUCCCCUCGCUCAAUGAGGACGCAGAAUACCUGGAUCACAUGGGGGACGUCAUUCCAGCUGGCAAAGGCAUGAUGGAUGUCCAAUUGUUGGUCGUCGAUCGCGAGAAGCCAGAGCGACAGUGCGAGCUUGGUGAGAUCGGUGAGAUCUACGUCCGAGCUGGGGGACUUGCAGAACACUACCUUGGCGACCCUACGAAAUCGAAGGAAAAGUUCGUGGUGAAUUGGUUUGUCGACCCGCAGAAGUGGGUGGACGAAGACAAAAAGCGAGUGGCGGCUUCCAACACUGCCGAGCCCUGGCGCGAGUGCUAUCUGGGUCCGCGAGAUCGCAUGUACCGAUCAGGCGAUCUCGGAAGGUACAUGCCAGAUGGCAACGUGGAGUGCUGUGGCCGUGCAGACGACCAAGUGAAGAUCCGCGGGUUCCGAAUCGAGCUCGGCGAAAUCGACACUCAUCUCUCACAGCAUCCACUCAUCCGCGAGAAUGUGACAUUGGUGAGACGCGACCACAACGAGGAGCAGAUUCUCGUGUCAUACUACGUCCCGGACAUGAAGAAGUGGAGAGAAUGGUACUCACAGCAAGAAGAGACAUCUCGGACUGUGCAAACAACAAAUGGCAUACGGCGCCGCGAGUCUGCAAACGAAGGCAUGGGGAUGGCGCAGCGUAUGCGAAUCUUCGAGCUCCUCACCUUUAACGCACGAGAUGCGCUCAAGAAGAAGCUACCUGCAUACGCUGUGCCGACUUUGUUCAUUCCCAUGCUUCGACUGCCCCUCACUCCUAAUGGAAAAGUCGACAGACGUGCUCUCCCUUUCCCGGAGGAAGCAGACCUGUUGGGUGCCAUUUCCAAAGCAACCGAUCUGGACUCGCGAACGGAGACCGAGAACGCUUUGGCUGAAAUCUGGGCUUUCCACUUGCCCCGUCAAACGGCUGACAGUCUACCCAGAGAUGCAAAGUUCGAAGAUCUCGGAGGCAACAGUAUCAUGGCUGUGCAGAUCUUGCCUAAGAUCAACAAGCGUUGGAAAGGUGCCAAUGUGCCGAUGUCUGCUAUGGCGAGUAAGCAACCGACCUUGCGAAGACUCGCGCGAUACAUUGACAGAUCGCUGGAUCCUGUCGGCCUGAGAAUGGACGCCGCGGAAGAAGGGGAGGAGGAGGAGCACCAGCAGGAGCAGUAUUCAAAUGAUCUCUCCGUUCAAGUCGCGGCGUUACCAGCAUCUCUCCCAUCAGCAAGCCUGCGAGAGCUGUCCGAACUGUACCACGGUGCACGGAUUCUAUUGACCGGCGCAACAGGAUUCCUGGGCGCGUACAUUCUGCACGAAGCAAUCAUGCGCAGCAGCCCUUGUCAUGUGUACGCUCACGUCCGAGCUUCGUCGCACCGGGAGGGCAUGGAACGAAUCAGGAUGACCUGCAAAGCUUACGGCCUUUGGCACGAGUGGUGGGCGACCGAGGGCAAUCUCGAGGUCGUUAUUGGUGAUUUGGAGAAGCCGAAACUUGGCAUGAACGAUGCGGAUUAUCGCAAGAUCGCCGAGGAUGCGGAGCUCAUCAUUCACAACGGCGCCCGAGUGCAUUGGCUCUCACCGUACGAGAGUCUCAAAGCUGCCAAUGUGCAGUCCACACUCGAGUGCAUCCAGCUCUGUACGACAGGACGGGGGAAGAGGUUGGCAUUCGUCAGCUCUACGAGUGUGCUUGAUUCCGAGCACUUUGUCGAGAUGACAGACGCCGGUCAGCCCGUGCUCGAAACCGAUGAUCUCGAAGGCAGUCGCCAAGGUCUGGACACUGGCUAUGGGCAAACCAAAUGGGUAUCGGAGCUACUGAUCCGCGAAGCCUGCCGGCGUGGCUUGAACGGCGUCAUCAUUCGGCCUGGCUACGUGAUGGGCGACGAGGACAGCGGCGUGAGCAACACCGAUGACUUCCUCAUCCGCAUGCUGAAGGGAUGUGUGCAAGUCGGGUGCAGACCAGACAUCACCAACACGAUCAACAUGGUGCCCGUGAGGACCGUGGCGCGCAAAAUCCUUGCUGCCGCUUUUCAAUCUCCCACGGCCAGCGUUGCGCAAAUCGAGAGUCACCCGCGUCUCACGUUCAACGAUUACCUAGGCAUACUGGAGCACUACGGCUACCCGGUGCCGCUCGUGCCGUACGCAGAUUGGAAGCGGAAAGUUGAAGAGUACGUCGAGUCUUCGGAUUCUGGGGAGGAGCUCGCACUUCUGGGAUUGUUCCACAUGGUCACAGGCGACCUUCCAGCUUCCACGAAAGCGCCUGCACUUGAUGACCGCAAUGCCGCCGAGGCCAUGUCGAAGGACGCACAAGCGCUUGGGCGACCGCUGCCGCUGGGCGGUGUCACGAAGGAAGCUGUUGGUGCGUACCUUGGAUAUCUUAUUGCGAGAGGGUUCAUGCGUGCCCCGGCUACGCCCUCGAAAGAGCUGCCCGUUCGGAAUCUAUCAAAGGAGCAGAGCGAAGCGUUGGCGAAAGUAGGAGGGCGAGGCGGGACUGCGUCGUGA